This is a messenger RNA of Pteropus alecto (black flying fox), 3329 nucleotides long. RefSeq names its product L3MBTL2, polycomb repressive complex 1 subunit (gene L3MBTL2). The transcript has 17 exons. Gene Ontology annotation, cellular component: nucleus. Gene Ontology annotation, molecular function: zinc ion binding. Gene Ontology annotation, biological process: regulation of DNA-templated transcription. The coding region runs from base 100 to 2217 and encodes 705 amino acids. The record is from RefSeq and is a predicted model, not a curated record. NCBI's taxonomy places the organism in Eukaryota, Metazoa, Chordata, Mammalia, Chiroptera, Pteropodidae.
CGGCUCCGGGAGGCGACCAAUGAAUACCCUCGGGGGAAGCGGCGAGGCCAAUAUGGCUUCCCGCACCUGGUGACGGUAGAAGAAACCGUGUUAGGUCUCAUGGAGAAGCCCCGGGGCGUUGAGGAGACUCCUUCUUCAGAACCAAUGGAAGAAGAAGAGGAAGAGGAAGACUUGGAGCUCUUUGGUGGCUACGACAGUUUCCGGAGCUACAACAGCAGUGCGGGCAGUGAGAGCAGCUCUUAUCUGGAGGAGUCAAGUGAAGCAGAGAAUGAGGAGAGGGAAGCAGGAGAGUUGCCCACCUCCCCGCUGCAGCUGCUCAGCCCUGGGACUCCCCGCUCCUUGGACGGCAGUGGUUCUGAGCCAGCUGUCUGUGAGAUGUGCGGUAUCGUGGGUACAAGGGAAGCCUUCUUCUCCAAGACCAAGAGAUUCUGCAGUGUCUCCUGUUCCAGGAGCUACUCCUCCAACUCCAAGAAAGCCAGUAUCCUGGCCAGAUUACAGGGAAAACCACCUACCAAGAAAGCCAAAGUCCUGCACAAGGCUGCCUGGUCUGCCAAAAUCGGAGCCUUCCUCCACUCUCAAGGGACGGGACAGCUCGCAGAUGGGACACCAACAGGGCAAGACGCGCUGGUCUUGGGUUUCGACUGGGGAAAGUUCCUGAAGGAUCACAGUUACAAGGCUGCUCCUGUCAGCUGUUUUAAACACGUCCCGCUCUACGACCAGUGGGAAGAUGUGAUGAAGGGGAUGAAGGUGGAGGUGCUCAACAGUGACGCCGUGCUCCCCAGCCGGGUGUACUGGAUCGCCUCUGUCAUCCAGACAGCAGGGUACCGAGUGCUGCUCCGGUACGAAGGCUUUGAGAAUGACGCCAGCCACGACUUCUGGUGCAACCUGGGAACUGUGGAUGUCCACCCCAUCGGCUGGUGUGCCAUCAACAGCAAGAUCCUGGUGCCGCCACGGACCAUCCAUGCCAAGUUCACCGACUGGAAGGGCUACCUCAUGAAACGGCUGGUGGGCUCCAGGACGCUCCCCGUGGACUUCCACAUCAAGAUGGUGGAGAGCAUGAAGUACCCGUUUCGGCAAGGCAUGCGGCUGGAGGUGGUAGACAAGUCCCAGGUGUCGCGGACCCGCAUGGCCGUGGUGGACACGGUAAUUGGGGGUCGCCUACGGCUCCUCUACGAGGAUGGCGACAGUGACGACGACUUCUGGUGCCACAUGUGGAGCCCCCUGAUCCAUCCAGUGGGUUGGUCACGGCGUGUUGGCCAUGGCAUCAAGCUGUCAGAGAGGCGCAGCGACAUGGCCCACCAUCCCACCUUCCGGAAAAUCUACUGUGAUGCUGUUCCGUACCUGUUCAAGAAGGUUCGAGCUGUGUACACGGAAGGCGGUUGGUUCGAGGAGGGGAUGAAACUGGAAGCUAUUGAUCCACUGAAUCUGGGCAACAUCUGCGUGGCGACCAUCUGCAAGGUUCUCCUGGAUGGCUACCUGAUGAUCUGUGUGGAUGGGGGACCCUCCACAGACGGCUCGGACUGGUUCUGUUACCACGCCUCCUCCCACGCCAUCUUCCCUGCCACCUUCUGCCAAAAGAAUGACAUUGAGCUCACACCCCCGAAAGGGUGUGAGGCACAAACUUUCAACUGGGACAGCUACCUGGAGAAGACCAAGUCAAAAGCAGCCCCGUCGAGGCUCUUUAACAUGGACUGCCCCAACCAUGGCUUCAAAGUGGGCAUGAAGCUGGAGGCCGUGGACCUCAUGGAGCCACGGCUCAUCUGCGUGGCCACAGUGAAGCGGGUGGUGCAUCGGCUCCUCAGCAUCCACUUCGAUGGCUGGGACAACGAGUAUGACCAAUGGGUGGACUGUGAGUCCCCAGACAUCUAUCCUGUUGGCUGGUGUGAGCUCACCGGCUACCAGCUCCAGCCACCCGUGUCCACAGAGCCAACCACACCUCUGAAGACCAAAGAGGCCACGAAGAAGAAGAAGAAGCAGUUCGGGAAGAAACGGAAAAGAAUACCGCCCACCAAGACCCGGCCCUUGAGACAGGGGUCCAAGAGGGCCUUGCUGGAUGAGGACCUGCAGGCGGCAGAGAAGACGUCGUCGGAGCCCGCUCCUGAUGAGAUCAUCGCUGUGCGCGUGAAGGAAGAGCACGUGGACAUGUCCACGCCUGACAAGGCCUCGAGUCCAGAGCUGCCUGUCUCCAUUGAGAACAUCAAACAGGAGACAGACUAAGCCUUCCCUGCUGCCAGCAUGGCCACCCAGCUGGAAGCUACUCCAGGCCUCCUCUUGCCACCGCCCCUCCACCCCACUGUAGCUUGGACACUGAGUCUUUUUGCAUAAAUUCUGCUUGGUGCUUUGAGGGCCAGGCACUGGAGGCCCAGCCGGGGUCUCCUCUGACCCACGCUGUGGCCUCUGCCCUCCUCCCUGGCAAGGCCUAGUGACUGGGGCUGUCUGAGCGCACCGCCCCCCACACUUGUCUGAGCAGCUCCCCCUCCAGCUAGAAUUCCUUAGGCUGCCUCCCUCUACGCCCCUCAGUGUCGGCGUGGGGGGCUAUUCCUCACUCACACUGUAAGUGUGUGUGUGUGCGUGUGCGCGCGCACGCACGCACAUCAGCAUGCGCCUGGUCAUAAUGGCCUGCAGCCGCUCUCUCGAAGAGACGGUGAUGGGUGUGAUGGGUGCAGCCUCUACCUAAAAGCCACCUCUUUCCCCUCCUGGGUUGGUACUCUGCUCCUUCUAGCUCCCUAGGGGGGUUGGGGGGACCCAUGCAGGCACCCAGCUCUGGCAGGGAGCUGAGAAGCAAUGAUCAGGAUGUGGGUUUAUUUCGGUGACUCGUGAGGUGGCCUUGACCUGCGCUCUGUUGACAUGAGCAAACUCCCAUUUUUAAAGGGAACAGUGGAGCAGAGGUGGGGUCUGUCCCUUGGGUUGGGCUUGCAGGGGCCUAAAGAGGGAAGACCACACCCACCCCUGUGCCACGUGGCAGCAGGACUGGAGGGUGAGCUUGGCUGGGGUGUGGCCGAGACCCCAGCUGAGAGGGAGACUCACCAGCAUUGAGCUUCACCUGCACUAGAGGCUGCUUGGCUCGGCCUGUCCUUUUCACUCCCCCUAACCAGGGUCAGUUACAGCCCUGCCAGACAGUCGCAGAGCUGCGACCUGGAGUGGUCAGCCCUGCUGGCCAAGGCGGCCCUGCAGGAGCUGGAGGAAGAGAAAAGGCAGCAGGACACACUUCCUGACUGCACGUCCGUAACUCAACCUGGAUUGUCCCUGCUCCUCUGAAAUUACAUUCCAGAAGUUCACCUAGUGUCUGCCCAAAUUACAGCUUUUCUUUUUUCCAGUCUCCAUUGAAA